Stomoxys calcitrans (stable fly) is the source of this 1363-nucleotide messenger RNA. Its product is annotated as carboxypeptidase B1. NCBI's taxonomy places the organism in Eukaryota, Metazoa, Arthropoda, Insecta, Diptera, Muscidae. The transcript is spliced from 3 exons. The record is from RefSeq and is a predicted model, not a curated record. Gene Ontology annotation, molecular function: metallocarboxypeptidase activity; zinc ion binding. Gene Ontology annotation, biological process: proteolysis. The coding region runs from base 61 to 1314 and encodes 417 amino acids.
UCAAUACGACUGUCGACGCAGUCUAGGUGAAGUGUUAAGGAAAACAAAAAAAAAAAGAAAAUGUUUUUUAAAAUCGCUUUGAGCGUUCUGUUCUGCAGCAUUGCUUUGGCCAGUGGGGAGACCUACGAGGGCUACAAAAUCUAUGACAUCCAGGCCGAUAAUGUUUUCGAAAAGGAAAUCUUGUUGCGUCUUUCUGCCAAUGAGGCCUAUGACUUCUUUGAUUUGCCCCGGGUCAUGGGCAAGCCCGCCCGUGCCAUGAUCCAACCCGAGGAUCAAGUUGAUUUCGAAACCACUUUGACCAGAUUCGGUCUCACCUUUGAGGUCAUCAAUGAAAAUGUUGCCCAAAGCAUUGCCGAGGAGACAGAACAACAAAACUAUGUGCGUUCCGCUGCCGACACCAAUGGUCGCAUCAGCUUUGCCGCCUUCCAACGUUUCAGUGCCAUCAAUGCCUACCUCGAUGAGUUGGCUGCUGCCUAUCCCAACCGUGUUACCGUCAAGACCCUUGGCCAGUCCUAUGAAAAGCGUGCCAUGAAGGCCAUUACCAUCACCAAUGGCGAUGGCAAGGCCAACAAGAAGGUCAUCCUUAUGGAUGCUGGUAUUCAUGCCCGUGAAUGGAUUGCCCCUGCUGGUGCCUUGUAUGUCAUCCACCAAUUGGUGGAGAAGUUCUCUGCCAACUCGCACUUGUUGAAGGACUACGAUUGGGUUAUUUUGCCCGUUGUCAAUCCCGAUGGCUAUGAAUACACUCACACCUCUUCUCGCAUGUGGCGCAAGACCCGUCAGCCUGUCUCCAGCUCUUGCUAUGGCACCGAUGGCAACCGCAACUUUGAUUUCCAUUGGGGUGAAGUGGGUGCUUCCAGCUUGUCCUGUGCCGAUACCUUCAGAGGACCCACCGCCUUCUCUGAGCCCGAAACUAAAUUGCUUCGCGAUUUGAUGCACUCCUUGAGUGGCCGCGCAAAGAUGUAUUUGACCUUGCACUCUUAUGGCAACUAUUUGUUGUAUCCUUGGGGUUAUACUUCCGCUCUUCCCGCCACUGUCAAGGAUUUGGAUGAAGUUGCCCAAGCUGGCGCUGCUGCCAUCAGAUCUGCCACCGGCACCCGCUACACCGUAGGCUCCUCCACCAAUGUCUUGUAUGCCGCCGCUGGUGGCAGCGAUGAUUACGCUUUUGCCAAGGCCAACAUUCCCAUUUCCAUUACCAUGGAAUUGCCGGCUGGUGGCAGCGGUUUCGAUCCCAAACCUGCUCAAAUCGACCCCUUCGUCUCCGAAACCUGGAUCGGUAUUAAGGCUAUGGCUGAGAAGGUCAUUGCCAAGUAUUAGAUUGUAAGUUAAUUAAACGAAACGAUGCAAUAAACUGAGAUUGUAGACU